GGCUAAUGUUAGAGCUAUGUCGGCAAUGUUGUUUGCAUGCAUAGUAUGACAAAUGCCACCGAUGACAACCGUUGGACAGAAGACAAGAACAUUUUCGGUUGCCUAGAUAUACAGGAUCGUCAGCUGUUCUUAAUCAGUAUUGGCCUAAGGCCCUUACCCUUACCCAAGUUGGCCCCUGUGAGCUCAUAAAUGACUUUUUACAUCGGCGCGGCGUGGUGUAAGCCCGAUCACGCCUGCGCAUAUAAACCCUUUCUCGCACAUGUACAGAUUUGUCUCGUGUGUGUGUCAGUCUGAGUGACUUACUGUGUUUCUCACACUACAGGUGGUGCCAGGGUUGGUACAGGAGGUACUACUGGUCUACGCUGGUCGUGUAUAGUCGUAACUGCCAAAACAAACGCUACGUUUUCGUCGCUUCACUGCUGUUGACAUCCCUGUAGGGCAAAGUGUACCUCAACACAUGGCUGCUAAAGGUAUCCGUUUACCGGGCCGUCUCCUGACGCCGAAGACCAUCAUUGCCCUGCUGACCCUCGCCUUGAUCGUCAUCCUGAUGAACGUCCGACUGGACGCUGUCGGGCCCGUGGCGCUCAAGUCUGUGCUCAGUCUUACCGGCGGAGGGUGCGGGCUGGUCAUCACCUGUCCCGACACCGUGCCCGUGGGCGCCGCUUUCCCCGUGAAGAUCGAGAUUGUCGGCGGGCGCAUCCGCUCCAUCCCCCGAGCGGAGGCCUCCGUGAGCGUCGGUGGGUCGCCGCCAGACUCCCCCGGUAGGACGGUGACGCUGUACUACGGCAUCGGCACCACCAACCUGUCCCUCCCGAGAGAGGGGGCGUGGGACGUCCUGGUGUCGGUCAGCGGGAGAUUGCCGUACUCCGCCGGCGGAAGAGUCGCGGACGAGUCGUGCACGGAACAGCUCUCGGUCAAGGCCGUGAACCUCGACGACCCGACCGUCGAGACGAGGAGACUCCAACGGGGAAACCUGAACAGCGCCGCGCUGCAGUGGACCAGCGGCUUCGUGGUGGUAGAGGGUGCUGUGACGGUACCGGCAAGCAGUCAGCUGAUAGUCAACCCUGGAGUCUUCGUUCUCAUGAAACCCGACGCGCGGAUAGAAGUUCUGGGCCAGGCAAAGCUUGGAACUAAAGAAGGGCAGCCCAUAGUCUUUACCAGCUAUCCCUCCGAAAGCGGCGAGACGAAGCCAUGGAACCAGCUGCUCUUCGGAAAGUACGCCAGAGGGUUACUGCAUAACACCUGGUUCCUGCAAGGAGGCGCAAGUGCACACUCCAACUUCGGUAACUUGGACAUCCAGAGGGUGAUACACGGGGAGGAAAGUUCGGAUAUCACCUUCGUUGGAGGAGGGAUCAUUGACAAUGUAGGCGGUGCCAUCGGUGGAGAACGUUGCAGACUCAAGGUACACAAUGCAGUAAUAUCCCGGUGUAACGGCGGCGGGUCUGUCCAGCAGGCCGUGGUGACGCUACAGAACGUCCACGUCACGGAGAUCGGCCAGGACCAGACCGGCUCCUCAGACCUCACCACCGACGGCUUCACCUUCUACUCCUCGCGGAUCACUCCGCCGGACAGCGAGUUCUCGAAGAUAUCCAACAGCGUGUUUGCAGUUGGCGGAGGACUGGGCAUUCACCACAAGGGGACCAACCUCGUCAUCGAGUCCACCAUCGUCGAGGACUUCCGGCGCUCGUGUGUCGUCACUUCCGGUGAGAAGUCUCGCGUGGCCAUCAGGAGCGCCGUCAUGCGGAACUGCCGCGUCGGGCUGCAGCAGAGCUACGGUCAGCCCAACGUCACCGUGUCCGACAGCACCGUGGUCAACAACGAGGUUGGGAUCUGGUACGGCGACGAGAACGUCGAAAACGGCGGGAAGCUUGAGCUGGAGAAUACCCUGGCCAUGGGUAACGCUGAGAAGAACCUGAAAGUCUAUAACAACGGAGUUGAGAGGGUUAACGCGGACCGGGGCUCGGAAAACGUGCGGCUGAAGUGCUUCUUCGUCAACAGCGAGUCGGUGAAGAGGAAGGCACGGUCCCAGUUCACCUUGGUGGAGAAGAAGUCCUCUCCGUGUCUGCAGCCGAAGAUCUCUCUCGAUCACCCCGACUGUAACAUCGCGCUCAGCCUGCCGCACGGAAAGUGCCUGUGGUCCGAGUAUAACCCAGAGACUUUGAGCGGUAUCAGGCUAGAGCGGCUGGACCUCUGCGAGAACUGUUGUAAAGAGACGUCAGAGUUGACGUUUGGAAACUUCGACCAUUGGCGGAUGCUGAACAUCCAGAACCGGAAGGGCGCUACCAUCCACACGGGACAGGUGGAGGAGACUAGGGAGGAAUGCGGUGUGUCCUUUGCCGCAGACCUGUACCAGUACACGGACAGUGACUGCCAGAAGAGCAAGGUCCAGCUCAAGUCUGUCUUCAGCAACAUCCUCCACUUUCAGGGAGAAAGCCAUCUGAGGGAACUCAAGGCGCACUACUUCGACCGAGUCAUGAAGACGUCCCUGACUCCACCAUCGUUCGGGAUGAUACUAGAUUUCUCCAACAUCAUGGACAAGAACGCGUCUGCCCUGGCAAGGGAAGACGUCGACUGCACGCUUAGCGACCGGAACGAGAACGGAGUGUCUGCCUUUGUAACGGCCUGGCUGCCAGACAUCGGCAUGUACACCCGCCUGUCCGUGCUCCUGGCCGACCUGGUACACCCAAAGAACUUCUUCACCUACGUGACGUUCCUGUAUCUGGCCAACUGCAUGAAGUCCGGCCACUCCCACUUCGCGGACAAGGAGACCAACAACUACGUCCUGAUUGACAAUGACCGCUGCCUCGUACCGGAGAGGGUUGCAUCAGGCGACAUGCCACCAGCAUACAGGUACCGGCUUGAUCGUCUGACGGACAUUCUCUUCACCAAGAGUCACGUCUGCAAAGUACCAGAGGAGAUGAUGGACAGGCUCAAACUCACCACUUCUGUUUCCUCGAAGGUCCCUAGUCUGGGAAUUCAGUUCAAGGACGAAGUUCUCGCUGACAAGGUCAUGGCGCCCCUACUGUUGAAGGAAGACCCGGAAAUCUACGAGGAGGUGGACGGAAGGGCGUCAACCCUGCUGGCCGAAUAUAACAGACUCUGUGAGAAUAACGACGCUGACAAGUACGACAACACACUAAGAAGCGUGUACAAGACUUCCCCCAUCAAGCACACCUACAUCGUAGAAGGACGGGACUACCUCCUUGCCAACUUUGCUGACGACGACCUCGCGUAUCUCAAAGUCGUCAGCGACGGCCCCAGACAACAAGUCGGCAAUCAGCUGUUCAACGGAGGGCUUGCCGAGCUGGUGUCGUACCACGUCGAUCGUCUGGUCGGGCUCGGUCGCGUCCCUGUCGCCGCAUCACGUCGUCUCGUUCUCGACGGGUCGAUCGCUCUGAAAGGGGUGAUAAACGCACAAGGCGAGGUCGUCCAGGACAUGGAGAAAGAUCACGCCACCCUCGGCCAGUACCUGUCGGACGUUCAGACUAAGAAGAUCCGAGCGAACAACAGUGUUGAGUGGAUAGCCAACCAGCUUCGCCACGAGCCGGCCGAGAAAAACCCCGUCCUCGACGUCAUAGUCGUCGGGAAGAUCAAGGAUCUGAAGCAGAACAUCAAGUUCAGCAACCAUCAUGUCAAAAACUUCCUGAACCACGACGCCUGGUUUAGCGACCUCAAGCGUUUGGGCAUCACCCGACAGAUGACGUGGGACAUCAUGGACAUGCAUCUCCUCGACUUCUUGUUGCACAAUCCUCACAGGACAACGUUUGCCACGUCGGAGCUCCGGUUGGUCUCGCACGACAACACUCGCGCGUUUUCUCCAGAUAUCGGGAGCAAAGUGUGUGAACCGCUUCUGCGAUGUCCUCCCGUGUUUUACUCGUCAAAAGAAGACGGGGAGCCGGAGAAGUCGGGCUGUCCGGAGAGCUGUCCUGUCGGCAUAGACGAUGAAGACAACAACCAAAACUGUCGCUUCAGGAGAGGAACGCUGGAGCGCAUUCGUAAAGGAGCUAUGGAUGCCUCUACCGAAAAAGAAAGUUUGGUUGCAGUCGGGUUCGCCGCCCUGGUGAAAUGGAAAUAA
Branchiostoma floridae (Florida lancelet) is the source of this 4075-nucleotide messenger RNA. RefSeq lists its product as uncharacterized. NCBI's taxonomy places the organism in Eukaryota, Metazoa, Chordata, Leptocardii, Amphioxiformes, Branchiostomatidae. Bases 458 to 4075 code for a protein of 1205 amino acids. The record is from RefSeq and is a predicted model, not a curated record. The transcript is spliced from 7 exons.